Molecule: messenger RNA, 3204 nt
Organism: Paramacrobiotus metropolitanus
Lineage: Eukaryota; Metazoa; Tardigrada; Eutardigrada; Parachela; Macrobiotidae
Product: BTB/POZ domain-containing protein 1-like
Exons: 11
Coding region: 1766-3028 (420 amino acids)
Biological process (GO): neurogenesis
Cellular component (GO): cytosol
Molecular function (GO): protein binding
Source: RefSeq, a predicted model, not a curated record
AUUGCUCAAAAUAUUUAUUUAAAAUAAACUCAGCCUCUUUCGUGAGAAUUCCUUAAAAAAAUUUCAGUGAUUUUUGAAACUAGGCACUUGUGGAAAGUAAGGUGGCCGCCUGCAGGCGCUGGCUUCACAUCAAAACCCUUCCACCGUCAGACCAGCAAAGUGACAGACCAUACAUAAUCUUGAUUUUUUUGUGCAAAUUUUGUUUGCGAAGUGAUCGAACCGAUUUUGCCUAGAACACGAAGUUUAAAUACUAUCUCUUUGGCAAGUGAUCCACCAUGUCCUUGAAUCCUGAAUCAGAUACCAGCAGCACCCCGACUAUCACUGGCAGCGCACAACGUCGUGGUGCUGUUGGAGUGCUCGAUGGCAUGAAGCGCAUGUUGGCCGAGGGAGAGUUCAGCGAUGUGCAGUUUGAAGUCGGACGCCUGUUUGGCCCAGUAAAAAAGUUCCGCGCGCACAAGAACAUUCUGAGCAGAAGAUCCGAAGUGUUCUACACCAUGAUUCGUAAAAGUGUGGCUUACACCAUGAUUCGUAACGGUGUGCCCGAAACUUGUCCGCUGGUUAUUCCCGUCCCAGACACUCCUCCCGAGGCCUUCGCUAAUCUGCUCUGUUAUGUGUACACUGAUUUGGUGGAAGGCAUCAACGCAGACAACGUCUUCCCUACACUGCACUGUGCUGACAAAUUCGGCCAACCGUUGGUGCCCGGAUUUCGAUGCGAUUGUGGAGAAGUGCUUGGAUGUCGUUGCGGCAUCCAGCGAGCUCCUUCUGCCAUCGGAGCAGUUUAGCAGCAUCGGACACAAGAGCCUUCUGAUGAUUCUCGAGCGUGUAGCGCUGUCCGCAGACGAUAACGCCGUGUACGCGGCCGUGAACACGUGGGCGCUGAAGACUUGUGAAAAACGCAACUUGGAACCGUCCGCCGCCAACCGACACGAAGUGCUGGGACCGCUGCUGCUCCUGGUCCACUUACCUGACGCUGAAUCACCAGCUGACCCGAUUGAGGGUGAACCUGUGCGGCCCAUCAAGUUACCACCAAACCCGCGCCGUGAUCUCCAGCACCGCAUCGGCCCCGACGUGUACCGGCAUCGCGAAGCGGUCUUCGCACCCAGCUGCAGCGGAUACUGGAGUCCCGGGGAAGUGGUGGACACGCUGGAAAGGGGAGUUGUCAUCGAGUGGUGCCGAUACGGACACAUGUCCAGUACAGAACAGGGGCACGUUGCGCGGGCGGCGGAUAUUCUGCAGCGGGGUCAGCGGGUGCAUUGCUGGGGGGACAUGGACCCGUACCGCUAUUGUAUGCGACGCAGUGGCAAGCAUUGGGUGGAGGGCAUGGACGGCCGUGAAACUUCCGGCGUAUCUGUACACCGCACCGCUACACGCGGGCGGUACGGCUCGCUUUCCAUCAUAAUGCGGGCCGCAUCGGACGGGCUGACAGCCAGCCAGUGAAUGGACGUUGGUCUAAACACGUACGGAACUGCAGUCACAGGUGGGUGCCCAGGUCGCAAUCCUGCGAAAUGGGAGUCACCAUAUGUGACAGCGGUUUGCUUGAAUGGUCUGCUUCCGGUGCAAGCAUCAGCACAUCCCUGGGACCCUGCGACUCCGCACUCCGCAGCACUUAUUCUCUGGUUGAAUUGCAUCUCAUCUCAUUAUCUUCGACAAGUUCUGUCUUCAGCAGAGGACAUCCUGCCUCCUUGCAGCUGACAAUCAACUCUUCUUUCACUGACUUUCAGUCAGUACGAAAUUGAGUUGAUCUUUCUUGAUAAGUGAUUCUACCAUGUGCCUGAACCCGCCACCGGAGACCAGUGAAGCUCCUGCCAUUACUGUCAGCGCUGAACGCCGUGGCGCAGUUGGAGUGCUGGAUCGCAUGAAGCGCAUGUUGGCCAGCGGAGAACUGAGCGAUGUGCAGUUUGCAGUUGGACGCGAAUUUGGUCCCGUGAAAAUAUUCCCCGCUCACAAGAGUAUUUUGUGCAACAGCAGUGAUGUGUUUUACUCGAUGAUCUGCAAGAGCGUGGCUGAAACUUGUCCUCUGAUUAUUCAGUUCCCAGAUAUUCCUUCCGAAGCCUUCGCGAAUUUGCUCAGUUAUAUUUACACUGAUUCGGUGGAAGGCGUCAACGCAGACAACGUCUUCCCCAUUCUGCACUGCGCUGACAAAUUUGGUUUGCCUUUACUGGCGGAUACCUGCUGCGACUAUAUCAUCCAGCAUUUGAACACCGAGAACUGCCUGACCACGCUGGAAAAUGCCAGCCGUUGGAGCCCUGAUCUCGACAGGAUCGUGGAGAAAUGCCUGGAUAUCGUCGACGCAUCGAGCGCUGUUAUUAUGGGUUCGGAGCAAUUCGGUUGUAUUGGACACGACUGCCUGCAGAUGAUUCUGCAGCGCUCCACUCUGUCCGCCGACGAGAAUACUGUGUACAUUGCAGUUGACAAUUGGGCAGAGAAGAAGUGUCUGGAACGCAACUUAGAACCGUCCGCCGCCAAUCGACGUGAAGUGCUCGGUGCUGCGCUUUUCCUCAUCCGUUUUCCGGUAUUAACUGAUGUCCAGCUCGCUUUUGGGCCGAUCCAGAGUGGGCUGCUGUUGCCAACGGAACUGCGUGACAUCUUUCUGCACAAACACGGACCCCAACCGGCCGCACUCCCAUUCCCGACGGAGCCGCGAAGUUUCAUCCAGCACCGCAUCGGUCAGUACGUGUACAAACACCGGGAAGCCGUGUUCGCUCAAACCUGCACCGGUGACUGGAUUCCUGGGGAAGUGCUGCAGACCGUGGGCGGCGAAGUUGUUACCCAGUUGUGCCGACAGGGAGACACGCGGGUCACCAAAAAGCAUCGGCAAAUUGUGUGUGCUGCGGACAUCCUUCAGCGUGGCCAGCGGGUGCAGUGCUUGCGGGGCGCGGCUACAUACUGUAUACGGCGCGGUGGUAAACACGUGGUGGAGGUCGAGGGCCGGGAGGUGGCGCUUGAGUUUGCCGAUCUGAUGAUUCCCGAGAAGGUGUUCCUGGAGUGGUAUGCGGCCAACUGGAGGUUCCUUGAGUACAUCAUCUAAUCUGAGAUACCGAGAUAGUCACCGCCACAAGUCAAGUUGUGUUUUUAUUAAACGCACUUUUGUUGGCGUUUCUUCACGUACGCAUUACGAACAUUAGAUGGGCGCGCCGACAGCCUGGCGCAGAUGAAACUGCUUGUAUCUGGUAUAGGAGUGUAAAUAUCGGUUUAACUGCUAUG